UUAGUUUUUCGCCAUCGAGACUGAGACAUGAGUUCGUCAUUUUCGCUAAUUUUACUAAUAAAUUUCGUCUUAGCUGUGAGCCAAACGAGUGCCGAUCAUGUGCACGGAUGCGGCGGCUACAUAAAAACGACAAAAAGCCCCGCUGAUAUCGAUUUUUCGAAAAUUGAAGUUGUGCUGCUCACGAAAUCGGGCGUGAAAAAAGAUAAUGUCGAAGCAAAUCCGACUAAUGGUUAUUAUUUCUUGCCGGUCUACGAAAAGGGUGAUUACGUCUUGAAGGUCGUACCUCCCCCCGGUUGGUCGUUCGAGCCAGAAAAGUACGAAAUAAAGUUCGACGGAGAGACCGACGACUGCAGUUUGGAGAAAGAUAUCAACUUUUUGUUCAAAGGAUUCGGCAUUACGGGUCGCGUAAAUGUCCUCGGGCAGAAACAAGGAGCUGCUGGCGUAAAAGUCGAGCUAGUUGGCAAAGGAAAUGAAGUUUUGAGCUCGACAGUAACGAGCAACGUUGGUGCCUUUUCAUUUACGCCGCUUUUACCGGGAGAGUACAUCUUGCGAGCAAGUCACAAAACUUGGCAUUUGUCCAAGAAGGAACUGGCAGUCAAGUUAACGAGCCAAAAUUAUGUCGUGCCCGAAAAUUCGCUGCUUGUCUCGGGAUUCGAUGUGAAUGGAAAAGUACAAACUGACGGAUUGGGCAUCGGAUUGUUGAUUUACGGCAAGAAAGGAAGCAAUUUAAAGGUCGACUGCCAAGGUGUUAAAAUCCCAGAAACCGCAUCGCAAACGAACGCUCAGUACGAUUCCAAGCCUUUGUGUUACACCGUCGCCAAGCAAAAUGGCGAAUAUACGUUCAAAAAUGCAAAUCCCGGUAGUUAUCUCAUCGUACCGUUCGUUGAAACUGCGUCCAAAGUCCACAUCACGCCAGAAAAUGUUGAAAUUUCUGUCGUCAAAGACUCUGUCUCUGUUUCGGAUGUCUUUGAAGUGAGCGGAAUUACUGUGCAAGGUCGCGUUUUGUUGUCAGAAAAUGGUCCAGGCUUGAAAAAUGCCAAAAUUAUCGUCAACGGACAACACAUGGCAACCACAAAUGACGCCGGAGUCUACGAACUAACAAAUCUCAAGCCAAAUCCGUACACGAUAAAAGUCGAAGCCAAAGAUAUGCAAUUUGAUGAUCAUCUUGCUCGCGUAACACUUGCCAAUCCCAAAAUUCAGGACAUCAAAGUCGAUCGUUUCAAGGUUUGUGGCACUGUUGUCUCGGAAAAAUCUCAUACGGUGUCUCUGACGAAGCAAGGAUCCACUUAUCACACGGAAGUGAAGACGAGCGCCGCUACCGGAGAGUUUUGCACCUUUAUUGGCGCCGGAAAAUACGUCGUUGAAGUCCUAACAUCGGCUGAUGACAAAAACGAGGGAAUUCAGUUCUUCCCUGUACGUCAAACGAUCGAAGUGAGUUCCGUUCAAACAUCGGGAAUUCUUUUUUCGCAACUCCGAGCCACUUUAACGGGCGAAAUCAAGUGUUUGCCUGACGUGGGAAGUGCUUGUGACGAGUUGGCAGUUUCUUUGACGCCUGGUGAUGGAGAUGGGUCGCAAUUUGGUGAAGUUACCGCUACAGCGAAGAAUGGAAAAUACACUUUUACAAAUGUUUUGCCCGGUACGUACCAAGUUAGCGUCCUGAAACCGGAACUUUGCUGGGAAUCGAGUUCCUUCCAGUUUGUCGUGAAAUCCACGGAGGAACAUCUUCCGUUAUUCCGUCAUGUUGGCUAUGGAAUCACAAUUAUCGCAAGUCAUGCCGUUCACAUGACCUACAAAUAUCGUCCUGCAGGUGCCGAAAUGCCAAAAUUGGAAGAAAAUGUCGAAUUAACAGCGGGCGUUAAUAGUUUGUGCGUUCCCAAGUUCGGAAAUUACGAUGUAAAGUACGCUGGAUGUCACACUUUUGAUGCCACAACCGCAAAUUCCUUCAGCACAGCAAAUCUCGUUCCUGUCACGGUUAAUGCGGAGAAACACAAGCAAGGUGUUCGCAUUUUAUCGGAAGUUGCCAACACCUAUUCUGCUGUAAUUGAGCAAGAUGGCGAAAAAAUCGACGAAAUUCGGUUGAAAGAAGAGCCGAAUAAGGUUGACGGGUAUUUCUCGUAUCGCCAUGACUUUUUCCUGAAGCAGGGAGAAAAAAUCAAAGUCAUUCCCGCAAGUGGUUCGAUGUUGUUCAAACCAGAUUCGAAGGAAAUCGUUGGAGGAAAUGACUGUAAUGAUGUGGCUUUUAAUUUUAUCGCCACCAAAGGCCUCGUUUUGCAUGGAAAGACCCAACCGGCGAUCGAAGAUGCCAAAAUCGUCUUAAGUUUCCCGAAAAAUCCGGAAAUGGUACCACUGGAGGCGGUUUCCGACAAAAAAGGCGAGUUUAAAUUCGGUCCCAUUGACUCCACAAUCGAUAUUGAGUUGACCGCUAGCAAGGAAUCUUACGUAUUUUCCGAUUUUGAUAAGCAAACGAACACUUUUAAGGUUCACAAGUUGUGCGAAAUCAUCGUAAACGUCAAAGAUGAUCAAGGAAAUGCCCUUGGAGGAGUUCUUUUGUCCCUGAGUGGCGCCGAAAGUUACCGCAAAAAUCUUAUAACAGCCGAUGAUGGUGUCAUGAAGUUCCAUUCACUCACCCCGUCCCAAUAUUACGUGCGACCCAACUUGAAAGAGUACAAAUUUGAGCCGUCAUCCAAAAUUAUCGAUUUAAAAGACGGUGAAACGGUUCAAGUGUCAAUUGUGGGUAAACGUGUUGCUUAUUCCGUUUUUGGUGUCGUAAAAUCGCUAAAUGGCGAGCCAUUCCCGAAAGUAAAUGUCUUGGCGAACGCUGUGGAGCCUUGUGAGGGCAUGGAAGAGGCUCAAAGUGAAUUUAAUGGCAAUUAUCGCAUCAAGGGAUUGGUUCCGGAGUGCAGUUAUGUGGUCAAAGUGAAAAUUGACAGCACCUCAAAUAACGUCGAUCGGUCAAUCCCGACGGAAAAAGUCAUCGAAGUUGGCACGGAAGACAUUGAAGGCGUGAAUUUCAUCGCAAUGGCUCCCAUUAACACCGUUGACGUCAUAAUUCGCGUUCUUGCUUCAGAAAAUGACUAUUACCGAACGUUAAAAGUAGCUUUAUACGCGAAAAACUCGGAUUCUCCAAUUUAUUCGGAAAAGGUUCCAAGUCCCUUGCAACCAAAAUUGAAAAUAAAUCCGGGAAUAAUGUUGUAUCCGCCAAAAUUGCCGUUAAAUCAUCAACAAUAUUACAUCGAAGUGACGACAACUCUAUCCGAUAAGCAAUACAAAUACAGUUUACCUCACAUCGAGUUCGCGACAAAUCAGACAAACUUCUUCUUCGAAGUGCCCUUCAGUCCGCAAAUUGUUACGGGCGACAACGAGAUCAACUCGAAUUCGUUGCCAGCUUUGUUCUUGAUUGCGGUCGUCGGAUUUGUUUUCUUCAAACAAGACCUUGCACUGGACUUGCUCGAGAAGUUUGGGGGAAAAGUCUCGAGUUUGGUGAAAGAUUUGUUCGACAAAUCGAAACGGCAGGAAGUUAGACAUGCGAUGGCAGACGAAGACAUUGAUCAACUCGCGAAUAGCAUCAACUCGAUAAAGAAGAAAAAGUCGAAGAAAAUUAAUUAAUUGAAUGUGUUUUUGGAAAAUGGAUUAAUUUAUAGAAGAAAAGAAACAAAAACUUUAAUUAGGUAAUUAGAAAUGGGAUAAAAUUUAGUCAUUAAUUGGUAAGAGAUUGAAUGAAAUUGCAUUUUUAAUUAUAGUAAAAGUGAAAAAAAAUAAAGAC
Messenger RNA from Culicoides brevitarsis, 3763 nucleotides. RefSeq names its product BOS complex subunit NOMO3. The coding region runs from base 28 to 3606 and encodes 1192 amino acids. The record is from RefSeq and is a predicted model, not a curated record. Lineage: Eukaryota; Metazoa; Arthropoda; Insecta; Diptera; Ceratopogonidae. Gene Ontology annotation, cellular component: endoplasmic reticulum membrane. The transcript has 3 exons.